This is a messenger RNA of Drosophila biarmipes, 2513 nucleotides long. RefSeq lists its product as uncharacterized. The record is from RefSeq and is a predicted model, not a curated record. Lineage: Eukaryota; Metazoa; Arthropoda; Insecta; Diptera; Drosophilidae. The coding region runs from base 375 to 1805 and encodes 476 amino acids. The transcript has 3 exons.
CCCUUUUCAGUUCGCUGGGAACCUCCAAUCGAGUCGGUUGUGUGCUGUGCGCUAGUGAAUCGAAAUCGCCAAACAAACAUUAUUACCUGAGAAUCGGCGGCCUAAACAAAACAAAAAUACGCAGCACUGCCAAAAUACAAGGCAAAACAACAGAGACUGCGGCAAAAUGGACAGACAGACUGUCGAUUGAAAACAAACAGUACAAUGAAGUUUUAUUUUUGGAUCAGUUGGUAAAGAGAUUCAGUGCAGUGCAACUAGACCACCAAAAGUAACCGCGUUUUCAUAUCAAUUUCACAAUAAAUGAAAGAUAUAUAGCCGGAUUAUAUACAUAUACUAUUUCACUUUUUGGACUUUGAUCGCAUUACUCACGUGUCAUGGACAAGGUAAUCAUAUAUUGCUGCAUUCUAUGGACUGGACUUGGGAAAUAUGGAGCAGUGGCUCAUCCAAUUAUUGACACCGAUAGCUUUCUGGAGGAGACGUGCCCGCCUUGUCCAAACGAGAUACCCAUUUGCGACAAUGUAAUUGUAGAGGUGGAAAGGGGAAGCGGACUUCCGAGUAGCUGUUGUCCCCGCUACGAAUGCCGCGACGAGGAACCCGUCUGCGAUGGUUCAAAAAUGAGAUUCUAUAAGAACAAGUGCACCGUGUGCGAUCCCUGCGAGCCACUGGCAGUUCAAUGUAAGGAAAUGUGUGCCGUGGAAGAGGAAAUACCCAUUUGUUUGACCGAUAACAAUGAGUACAAGGAGCUUGGCGAUGUCUGGAAAGAAAACAAUGGUUGUACAACCGCCACUUGUCUAGCUGGAUACGUAUCCCGUGAAUCUGUCCAAUGCAACCAUAAUUAUCCAUGCAGUAAUCCCAUUGCGAUCAGGGGAGUAUGCUGUUUGGUUUGCCCGGAGGAACUCGAUGAGGGUGGUUCCUACAAUGGUCAUAUGCCAUUUGAUGAGACAACUCAGGGUCCCGAGAUUGUAGAUGAUGAUGGCAGCUCAGAGGAAAUAACCAUUAAGUAUAUAAACUCUACGACGUCACCUGAAACUUCUACUCCGAAUUUGGAGGCAACCGAAUCGUCCAGUGCGGUCAACAGCUCUACUAUUCCAACCGAAAGUUCUACUCUCGUUACGGAGGCAAGCGAAAUCUUCACAACCACUCCAAUCACAAGUGAAUCAACCAGUAUCGGUGUUAUAACUACAGAUUCCAGCUCUGAAACCCUUGAAGUUAUUGUCUCUUCCGAAUCGCCGGAUCUCAAGUACCCAGAAGUAGAAGAAGGGACUUCCAGCUCCGAUUCUCCGACUGAGACUACCACAAGUCCCACCACAACCGACGAUAUUGAAACUUUCAAAGGUUCGAGCACUUCUCCUGAAACUUAUACAGAUGAUGGUAUUACCAAUAUUGACCUAAGUUCUGAGAAAACUGCGGAAGACAGCAUUGAUAUAUCCACAGAGACGGCUAAAAUCAAUUUCUCUGUGAUAACCGAUGGGCCCAUGACCAAUCAGCCAGAAGCUUUGGCCCCCGAAUCCACCAGCCAAGUUAAGGAUCCCAACGAUUCAGAGGUCCAUCGCAGAUCGAACCCUAACUAUGUUGAUGUGCCCCAAGAGAAAAUAAAGAAUGAUUACACCUGGGUGUCUGGAGGAGCUGCAGUUGGCGUACUGGUGGUUAUUAUUACGGCGAUCUGGCUUUAUAGGAGAUAUUGUUCGAUCAAGAAAUAUCAGAUAGUGCCAGGCAGAGAAUUGAGCUCUUAUGUGAAUGUGAAAUGUAACGAUACGAAAGAAAAUGAAGCAAAACUUGUGAUUCCUGCACAGACAAACUCAUAGGUUGCCAUCUCAGUUUAUCAUGUUAUAUUAAGAUAUAUAUAUUCGUAACAUGUCACAGAUGGAAUCUAUUUUAAAAUGAAAAGAUAUUUUUCUCUGUGUGAUUUACAUCCUCCCGCAGACUGAUUUUUGAUCUUAAAAAUCUUUCAUCUAGCUUCGACUAGAGGAAAAUAUACCAAAAUAGUGGAAGAAGUCUGCAUGUUAAUUCUACUUAGGCAAAGAAACUAACUUCGUGGUCAGUCAGGAGAGCAUUUUAAAAUAAUUUCGCAGAAUUUAAGGACAACCUACAGACAUUGAAAGCAGCCAAGCCGAUUGAUCAACAUGGUGCACUGGCACUCGAUCUUAAGACUAUGCUCAAAUCAAUAGCUAGCGAUUAGUUUAAGCAGUUAGACAACCUUCUUUAAUGUGAUAGUUUUAAAUAGCAAAAGCGAGAAAAUCUGUUAAGGCAUACAAAAGUAAUUGUAAUUGGAAAGUAUUAAUAGAAAACUCUUUAGUUUGAUUGUAAAUUAUAAUUACCGUAAAACCAGAAUUCUAGCAUUAAAGUAAUUAUAUGUUAAAAGAAAAGCGCGCACUCAUUCAAUACUAAAUUAUUUUAGUUGAUUCCCUCAACUAUGUUCAUUCAUUCCUUUAUUACCAUUAUAUUAUUAUAUAUUAAACGCAAAGAGCAUGAAAAAUAAAGAGGAAAAAACCAAAGCUAUUCGAAAACGAAAA